AUUAGCCACAGAAGCGGUACUAAAUCGAAGAGAAACCAUGAAAGGUUUAGCCGCGCUUGGCUUGCUCCUGCUCCUUGCAGGGAUCAACUCUGAGCACAACCCAAACCAGUGGGAUAACAGGAAUACCAUCGUCCAUUUGUUCGAAUGGAAAUGGGAUGACAUCGCAGCGGAAUGUGAAAAUUUUCUGGCACCGAAGGGUUAUGCUGGAGUACAAGUUUCGCCAGUCAACGAGAACAUCAUAGUUUAUGGACGACCAUGGUGGGAACGCUACCAACCAAUUUCCUACAAACUGACCACGCGCUCAGGAAAUGAGGACCAAUUCGCCAAUAUGGUACGACGCUGUAACAACGUUGGAAUAAGAAUCUAUGUUGAUGUUAUUUUCAAUCACAUGGCUGCAGAUAGUAGCGCUCCUAUUGGAACAGGAGGUACAACGGCCAACCCACUUUCAAAGGACUUCCCAGGUGUACCAUAUACGGCGCUUGAUUUCCAUCCAUCGUGUGACAUUUAUGACUGGAAUGAUAUCUACCAGGUCCGCAACUGUGAACUUGUUGGACUGAAGGACUUGGAUCAAAGCAGAGAUUGGGUUCGUGAUCGCAUCGUUGAAUUCCUUGACCAUUUGAUUGAUUUGGGAGUGGCUGGAUUCCGAGUUGAUGCGGCGAAGCACAUGUGGCCCGAUGAUCUGAGGGUUAUUUAUGGCAACCUUAAGAAUCUUAACACCAAUCACGGAUUUCCCGCGAAUUCCCGUCCCUUCAUUUAUCAAGAAGUUAUCGACCAUGGCGGUGAAACUAUCUCCAAAUAUGAAUACACUGAGUUCGGAGCUGUAACGGAAUUCCGAUUCUCCGAAGAAAUCGGUAGAGCUUUCCGCGGAGGCAACAGUUUGAAGUGGAUGAUAAAUUGGGGACCAGAUUGGGGUUUCUUGCCUUCUGACGAAGGUUUUGUUUUCGUUGAUAACCAUGACAAUCAGCGAGAUGGCGGCGAAGUUUUGACAUACAAAACUCCAAGACAGUAUAAAAUGGCUACUGCUUUCAUGUUGGCAUACCCCUAUGGAAUUACCAGAGUUAUGAGUUCCUUUGACUUCAGCGACAGAGACCAAUCACCACCAUCUGCUGAUGGAGAGACUAUAUUGUCACCAACGUUCAACGCAGAUGACACUUGCAAUAAUGGUUGGGUCUGUGAACAUCGUUGGCGUCAAAUAUACAACAUGGUUGGAUUCAAAAAUGCGGUUCGUGGUACCGGACUCAAUGACUGGUGGGACAAUGGAAACAAUCAGAUAGCCUUCUGUCGUGGAGGAAGUGGUUUUGUGGCAUUUAACCUAGAACCAUUCGACUUUAAUCAAACCUUGCAGACUUGUCUGCCGCCCGGAACUUAUUGCGAUGUUAUUUCUGGAUCGAAAAUUGAUGGAAGGUGUACAGGCAAGACCGUUGAAGUUGGAUCUAAUGGAAAGGCGAAAAUUUACAUUGGCACUUCUGAGGAAGAUGGAGUUUUGGCGAUUCACAAGGAUGCAAGGCUGUAAAUUUUACCAAAGUAAAAUAUAAACCGAUGAUGUACCUGGA
Molecule: messenger RNA, 1553 nt
Organism: Hermetia illucens (black soldier fly)
Lineage: Eukaryota; Metazoa; Arthropoda; Insecta; Diptera; Stratiomyidae
Product: alpha-amylase-related protein-like
Exons: 3
Coding region: 38-1513 (491 amino acids)
Biological process (GO): carbohydrate metabolic process
Molecular function (GO): cation binding; alpha-amylase activity
Source: RefSeq, a predicted model, not a curated record